AUGUAUCGCAUAUCAACACCCAUGUACGACGAGAGCGGCCAGUUGCUGCUGCAGCAGCAGCCGUUCAGACCCGAAAGCAAACCAGAGCGAUUUGCAUUUGUUGUAUCCCUUUCAGAUGUACACCUGAAUCAUGCACUGUACCUUACAAAUCUAUCCGUCCCUCGCAUAAUUGAUGCAUCACAAAAAGCGAAGCUCUUCUGCAGUUACAGCAUUGGAAACAAUACGCUCAACUCGGUUAAAUGGUACAAAGACGGCCAAGAGUUUUUUAGAUAUUCUCCGUUAACACCACCGACUAGAAACUGGUUUCCUGUAAAAGGUGUUUCCAUUGCUGCUGGUUCCUCCCAUUGCAAUCAAUUCAUUUGUGAGGUGGAAUUGGAAAAACUAAGUCCACAGUCCUCUGGAUCAUAUCGUUGUGAAGUUUCUGGUGAUUCGCCUGAAUUUAAAUUAAUAGGCGAAUCGUCCAAUAUGACUGUUGGUGUUUUGCCGAAAUUUGAUCCAUUUAUCAGCGGUCUCCAGCAUACCUACAGAUACCAUGAUUACAUCCAGUUGAAUUGCAGUUCGGAGGGGUCAAAUCCUCCGGCAUCUCUUACGUGGUAUAUCAACAACAAAACGGCCGCUGUUAAAUCCGUCAAACCACAAAUCAACGAAAUAUCUCGAACGUCGGAUGGUUUCCACUUAUAUUCCAGUAAUCUGCAAUUACUCAUAAACAUAGAUGACUCGCGGUUCAUAACGAAAAGUGAGGUUUUGGAACUGAAAUGCGUGGCCGACAUUAUGGGCAUACCAAGUGCACGGCGUGAAACGAAAGUGAGAGCCACAAUCCUCGCAUUGGCCGAUACCAGCCACAAGCAACGACUGCAAGGCCCGAAUAGCUCAGCCACUAGCAUUCAAUGUGAUGGAAUGACGGCACGUAAUGUAUUCAGUAAGUAUGCAAGUGUAAAUAACAGCACCCUCUUCGCUCACCCACCUCCCAUUACCAUCAUUUUCUAUUUGAACUAA
Molecule: messenger RNA, 996 nt
Organism: Musca vetustissima
Lineage: Eukaryota; Metazoa; Arthropoda; Insecta; Diptera; Muscidae
Gene: beat-Vc
Exons: 5
Coding region: 1-996 (331 amino acids)
Source: RefSeq, a predicted model, not a curated record